Patella vulgata (common limpet) is the source of this 3448-nucleotide messenger RNA. Its product is annotated as sex peptide receptor-like. The transcript has 2 exons. The coding region runs from base 875 to 1915 and encodes 346 amino acids. Gene Ontology annotation, molecular function: G protein-coupled peptide receptor activity. Gene Ontology annotation, cellular component: membrane. Gene Ontology annotation, biological process: G protein-coupled receptor signaling pathway. The record is from RefSeq and is a predicted model, not a curated record. Lineage: Eukaryota; Metazoa; Mollusca; Gastropoda; Patellidae.
UAUAUAAGUCCAUAGCAUUCUGCAUUUAGGUAUUAUUUAUAAAUAACCAACGAUGGAUACAAGAUUAAUUCUCGUAUUGGUUGUUAUGGAUGAAUUUUAUUUGGUGAACUUGAACAAUAUUCACAGUUCCAUGGAAAUGAUUGAUAUAUUGGAGAACAAUUUAUUGAUUGAAAUUUUGUAGAAUUUUAUAGUGUUUUGAAAAGGAAUUGUUCAUCAGUUCGUUCGUUAGUUCUUCAGGCGUAACGUCAGCUUUCACGUAGGGUAAUAUCCCAGACAAUUAUUCACCGGUCUUUACGUCUCCCUUCACCUAGGAGGAUAUCGCAGACAAUUAUACGUUGAACGUUGGGUGAACUUUUAUACGAUCCCGAAAAGAAAUUAUAUCCGGUGAACGUUUGACAAACUUUUACAUUAUUUCUGAUAGCUUUUGCAGUGCUUUGAAAACGGAUUCUCUUCAAAGUGUCGCACAAAAGAUGCAUUGCGUAAUUAUUCUUCAAUAAGUGUAUGUUAUAGUGUGGUAUUUGACUGAAACAUACUACGAGUGUAUGUUGUGGUAUUUGACUGAAACAUGCUAAGAGUGCAAUAACUGUAUGUUAUAGUGCGGUAUUUGACCUAAGCAUACGACGGGUACAAUAAUUCUAAAUUAAAAAAUAUCUCAUAUGGAUUAAUGCUUUGAACCUCUGUCCAAUAAAGACGUAUCGAACAAAAAAGCUUAAAUAUAUACGUGUACAUUUUAAUUUACAUUUCUUUAUGAGUGCCAUAUAAUCCUGGAAAUUAUAAGUAAAACAUUGUAAAGGAAAUGUAAAAAGAAUCAGAAGUCUUUGCGUUCACUUUGAAAUCGGAUAAUCAUUGGAAAUCUACCACACAAGUUUUGACGAUGGAAAUAGUUAAUUCAUCUAACGUAUCUACAAUGGCGACACCAAGAAAAGAGACUGACUUUGUAGAUUUGAUAUGGUACCUACGGGGUCCCAUACAAUUUUAUAUCAUUAUAGUCGUAAUACUAGUCAACGUUUUAUUGCUGAUUAUGUUAAGAAAAAGUGAAAUGAAAUCACUGGUCUCAACCCUGUUAUCGGCUAUAGCUAUAGCGGAUCUGAUUGCGUCAUUGACAAUGUUUCCAAGGGCAAUAAUGUUCUACUAUCUGAUCGAUCCCAGGGCUAACCCCCCAUACAGUUGGUGUCGUGUUUUGUCUUUUUCUUACAUACUUCCAGUAAUGAUUCACACUUUGUCGACUUGGUUUACUUUAUUGCUGGGGGUUUUCCGCUAUAUAACGGUGUGCCACCCAACCAAGGCAGCACAGUGGUGCCAAUACAGGAUCGCCUAUAGAGUCAUAGCUGUUAUGAUUCUAGUCUCAGUUUCAAUCUUCGUCUGUGAUUUUUUUGUUUUUAAAAUCGAGCCAGAAGACAUUUGGAAUUAUCAACUCAAUAGGUCCGAGACAACUUGCCAGUACACAUACAAGCACUGGAUUCAGGAGAAUGAAUUCAUAUAUCACCUUGUUCAAGACAUUAUGAGAUUAAUUUUUAUUUAUAUAAUUCCAUCUGCGGGUUUGCUAUUUAUUACUUCGAAGCUAAUCUUAACCAUGAAAAAAGCCAACACCACCAGAAAAUAUUUAACGGAACGAAUAACACAGCAAACCACAGAUUCGAACAGAACCAAUGUACUUCUCAUUCUUGUUCUAAUUUUGUUUUUAAUUGUUGAGAUGCCAGUUUAUUUACUUGGCGGCAUCAUAAUUGGUGAGACGUAUACACUAACUAUUAUAAUUCCGUUGCAAUAUUAUUCAUUCCUUAUUCCUGCUUCUAAUAACACAAUUCUAGUAACCUCUACGUUUAAUUUCUGUAUUUAUUGUGUCAUGGGAAGAAAAUUUAGAUCGGUGAUUAAAAGAUGCUGUCGGCACUCGGGACAAAAUAAUAGGACACUGUAAAAGAAUUUAAGACCUACGGGUUCCUUGGUGAUGUGUAUUCGUUCUAAUUGUGCUAAAUACGGGAUACAUUAAACUAUAACUAUUUCACACGAAAGAUGCUUUCGGUACCAGGACAAAGUAAUAGGACACUAAAAGAAUUGUGCUAAAUACUGAACACAUUAAACUAUAACUAUAACUAUUUCAUUCUGUGGCGUUUCAUACGGUGGCUGAUAAGGGACAUGAAAAAUAACAUAAUUUGGUUUUUUUUUUGAAUAUUCAACCAAGUCAAUUUUAAUAUAAUUUGGUUUUUUCAUAAUUUUCACACAAGACAAUUUUAAUUUCCAUCCAAGUCAAUUUUAAUGUACGCGUUCAGAAUGCGACUGUGCGUUUAGUAGUAAAAUGACAGCUUGAAGGUAACACAGAAAUGACGUCGAUCCCACGUGGACGGAACUGUUGACCAGUUGAGGCUCGAGUAGAAUUCAAAGUUGAGACUCGAGUUGAAUUCAAAGUAUUGUGUAUCAUUUCCUAGCACCAAUAACUGUGAGACACUACAGGCUUAUUUUAUAGAACGUAUUUAUAUUGAUCAACCUAUGUAAUAUUAUAGAGGUUAUUUUAGUUUUAUGAAAGGCGCUCUGUUUAAUAUAUUGAAGUGGUUCAACAAAUAGGUGGCAACAAGAAAUAGGCUAAUUGGGUAUUUUGCGAGCUUUAAGUUUCUUAGACCUAACUCACAGACAGUUUCUCCCACCAUCAAUUGUUGAAAGUAGGGUACUAUCGUCCAGUCAUCUCGUGCACAGAUUAGUCCAAUUAAAUAGAAUAAUGUUGAUGUAAAACGAUGCCGAUACGAAACACUUACCCAAAAAGGGUAAUUGUUCCGACCUAAUAGCUGACGCGUCUAUACUUUCUAUAUACGAAACAGCGAGGUUAAUAUUCCCAUCAUCCAGAGUUCCUAGGGGAACAUGAUACCCUCAGCCUUCCCGGCUUUAGAUGUCGGAAUGACCCUAGCCACAGAACACGCGCUAAGUGAUAGAGAACUUAUAUUUAAUGUCAUAAUGUGUGCAGUUUCUUUAAUGUAACCUUUGUAUUAUGGAUAUUAUAAAGAUAUAAAAACAUAGUUAACGUAAACCACAAGCUAGGGGAUAGAGAACUUAUAUUUAGCUUAUAUUUAAUACCAAAGCUGUGUGUGUAGUUUCCUGUAUAUUGUGGAUGUUAUAAAGAUAUAAAAACAUAGUAAACCGACAAUUUGUCCCAGAGUCAAUUGAUUCUUGAAAUUUUAUACACAACGCGAAGUCAAAGUUAGUUCCAAAUUGACAGUAGUGGCACACCUGGUGGGAGACUUAGAAAUGGUGAUAACACAAAACUUACCUACUUCAUUGUCCGUACUCAAGGGAUUUGAAUGUAUUUGCAUCUAAAAUAUGAAACAGCAUGGCAUUACUUUGAACUCUUUUAAACACACUUUUAAAAUACUUUUUAGAAAAUAUUUAUUGUGAAACUGUUUUAGUUAUGACGUUCUAUUACAAUUUUUAACAAUUUUAGAGAUAAAUGGUAUGAAUUAAA